Trichomonas vaginalis G3 is the source of this 591-nucleotide messenger RNA. RefSeq names its product protein serine/threonine kinase protein. The coding region runs from base 1 to 591 and encodes 196 amino acids. The transcript has a single exon. The record is from RefSeq and is a predicted model, not a curated record. Gene Ontology annotation, molecular function: calcium ion binding. NCBI's taxonomy places the organism in Eukaryota, Parabasalia, Trichomonadida, Trichomonadidae.
AUGUCUCAGGUUCAGCGUAAGUACAUUGAUAUGAACACAUUAAUGACACGUAUCCGUCAGAGAAUUAUGGAGAGAGGUGCUCAGGGUAUCAGAGGAAUCGCAAGACUGUUUUUGAUUGCUGAUGAUAACAAGGAUAAGAAAGUUGAUUGCAAAAACGAGCUCCCUAAAGUUAUGAAUGAUUGUGGAAUCAUUCUUAACAAGACUGAACUUACAGAGUUAGCCAGAUUAUUGGAUAAGAAUGGUGAUGGAAUGGUAUCAUACGAUGAGUUUCUAUUUCAAAUGGCACCACCAAUGAAUGAAAGUAGAAUUGCAAUAGUCAAUCAGGCAUUUGAUAAGCUCGAUAAAGAUGGCUCAGGCAAAGUUACAAUUGCAGAUCUCGAAAUGGCCCAUAAUCCAGACAACUCCGAAUUAGUAAGAUUAGGAAAGACAACUGCAAAAGCUGUUUUCGAAAAUUUAGUCGCAUCAUACAGUCAUGAUGAUGAUAAGACAAUUACACGUGAAGAAUUUAUUGACUACUAUCGUGAAAUAUCUCCAUCAUUCGACCUUGAUGAAGCAUUCAUCGAGAUGAUGAAGAAUGCCUGGAAAUUGUAA